This is a messenger RNA of Oncorhynchus masou masou (cherry salmon), 1924 nucleotides long. Its product is annotated as condensin complex subunit 3-like. Gene Ontology annotation, molecular function: protein binding. Gene Ontology annotation, biological process: mitotic chromosome condensation. The transcript is spliced from 13 exons. The record is from RefSeq and is a predicted model, not a curated record. Gene Ontology annotation, cellular component: cytoplasm; condensed chromosome; condensin complex. Lineage: Eukaryota; Metazoa; Chordata; Actinopteri; Salmoniformes; Salmonidae. Bases 62 to 1753 code for a protein of 563 amino acids.
UGUGUGUGUGUGUGUGUGUGUGUGUGUGUGUAGGAAGCGUGUGGUGGCUGUGUUACAGGAGAUGCUGGUCCUACCUCAGACUCCUCCCUCUCUGGUCUCUCUGCUGACGGAGAAACUACUGACCCUGAUACCUGACGACCACAGACGCAUUCAGACCGUGGCGGAGGUGAUCUCGGAGGUGCGUGAGCCCAUCGUCGUCAGACAGCCACUGGAGGAGAACGAGAUCCGCAGGAAACAAGUUAAGCUAGCGGAGGUGAAAGUUGGUAUCCUAGAAGCUAAACAGGCCUUAGAGGAGUGUAUCAGUAACCAGGAGUUCAACAGAGCAGCGGAGCUGAAGGACUCUAUAACUGACCUGGAGAACCUGAGGAACAACAUCCUGCAGGAGGAGAACACACAGCAGGACGACAAGGAGGCAGAGACACGCAUGGAGAAGACGGACCCAGAGACUCUCCUGCGCUGUCUGACCAUGUGUGUUGAGCUACUGAAACAGAUGAACAUCAAGACGAGGAUCGGUCCCACCAUGUCAGCUCUCCUCUCCUCUCUGAUCCUGCCCAGUAUAUCCAAUGCCCAGCCAGCGGUGAGGAACAUGGCAGUCGUGUGUUUGGGGACGUGUGCUCUGCACAGCAAAGACCUGGUCAACACACAUCUGGUGCUGCUGCUGCAGAUCGCCCAGCUAGAUGAGGCUAAGAUCCGUAUCAGCGCUCUCAGGGCAGUCAUCGACCUGCUGCUGCUCUACGGCUUCACACUGCUGUCUGAACGCCCCAGCGCCGCCCCCCAGACCUCCCAUUCGCCAGCCAACCAGGAAGACCAGGGGGAGGGGGAGGAGCCGGAGGAGGGGAGCAGCACCACUCAGUCCAUCCUGAUGAUGCUGUCCGACUUCCUGGACAGUGAGGUGUCUGAGCUGCGUACCGAGACAGCGGAGGGUCUGGCCAAACUGAUGUAUUCCGGCCGGAUCUCCAGUGCCAAGCUCCUCUCUCGAUUGGUGUUGCUAUGGUACAACCCUGUCACCGAGGACGACACCAGACUACGCCACUGUCUCGGAGUGUUCUUCCAGCUGUACGCCCGGGAGAGCAGGGCCCACCAGGAGGUUGUGGAGGAGUGCUUUCUGCCCACCCUCCAGACCCUGCUGAAUGCUCCGGCUUCGUCUCCGUUGGCCGAGGUGGACGUCACCAACGUAGCAGAGCUGCUGGUGGAGCUGACACGGCCCAGCUCUCUCAUAAAGCCUGGAGACACACAGGAGGUGAGUGCCCAUGACCACCUGGCAGUGCGUGUGUGUGGCGAGAUGCUGAAGGACCCGUCAGCUCCCGAAGUCCGUCUCUACGCCAAAGUACUGAACAGUCUGGAGCUCAGUGCUGACGGCAACACAACGAGAGACCUGGUGACCCUGCUACAACAAGUUACACAGGAGGUAAAGGAUCGUAUCGCUCUGCGUGCUCUGGAGAAGCUGAUUGGACAGCUGCAGGACUCCAACAACCAACCAGAUCUCAGCACUACGACACUACAGCCUGUCGAUGUCAACACUGAGGAUGACCUGGACCAGUCUGCCAAGAGGCCAGGAGAGAGGAAACCCUCCACAGUCAAAGGAGCCAAGAAGUCCAGCAGAUCGGCAGAGUCCUCCGAGGAGAGUGAUGGGGAGAAUGUUCCAGACUCGGUGCCGGUACCCCGUCCAUCCCGCCGGGCCAAGACGGCAGCUUUGGACAAAACCAGACUGGACCUCAGUGCCCUCCUCCACCAGGAGGCCAACACCUCGUAGAGUCCCAGGUCAGAUAGAGUAGAGAGGUCAGGAUGCGUGUUUGCUGCCGAGUGGAAUCAGUAUCAGAGUAGUGGACAUGUCGAGCAACAGGUUUAGAGACAGAAGGAAGUCCUAUCAUCAACCUGAAUGAAAAAUGUAUUUUUAUUGGUUUAAAUAAAACGAUUAAACUUC